AUGUUUCUCGAGACGGACGUGGUCGCUUUCGUGCGCACCCUCCAUAUCGAUGUGGGCGAAACACGAAAGAUUCUGGACGAGGAAAACCAGAUGCAUUCCGUUCUCAACACACUCGCUUCUGUGGGCUCCAACAUAGAUACAUUCUGGAUACCUGGUCACCGACAACGGCCCUUCAGGUGGAACGACGUGCCCACCAAGACGGUUCAGUCCCUUAUCUCGCUCCUCAAACAAUCACCCAGUCUUGCGAACCUGCGUUUUUCCAACAUCAAGAAUCUUCCUUUAAGUGUACCAACGUCAAUACCCACAAUUCGCUCUCUGGAACUUAACAGGACUGUACUUGCCCUAUCCGAUGGGCCCAGAGCACCAGGCCGAUUUCCCGCUUCCCCGCUCCAUUGUCUCGAUUACUUGUGCAUCCACAGAUUCAUCAAUAGGCUCGUUGCCGACUACCCUUCCCUCAUCACCGAAAACAUAAUUAGGUUUAAGGUCUCCGUCUUGGACCUGAAUGAAGCGCAUUUGGCAUGGAAGAUCCUCUCGAACACGUCAAGAUAUCUUCGGUGUCUGGAUCUAAUGCUGAGGGUGGACAUGCGCUUCCUCGCGACCUCUCCCAUCAAUAUCGGCGAUCUAUCUGCUCUACGUACUCUCAAUCUGUACAUCCAAACAGGCAGCCAAGCGACAAUCCCUCCGCUGGACGAUGUCUUCAGCCUCCUCGACCCCCGCUCACAAUCAACAUCGCUUGAAAGACUAAACAUAUUCUUCAACUGCGUGGCCCCUCACACUCUGCCCAUAUCUCUCAUAAACACCGCCGACGAGAGCUGGCGCUUGCUCCAUCUCGAAAUAUUGCGCAAGAAGCAUCAACGGCUCAAGGGCAUCACAGUGGAUGUUGAUCUGCACGUUAACCCUAGCGGGACCGUUCAGAGUCGCCUCUCGCAUAUGCAAGUAGUACUGAAGGAUUGCAUUCUGGCAGCGAUUUGUGUGGCGGAGCGUCCGCUUCCCGCACCACGGGUGUGUGCCUUUGAUGUACACGUGAAAGCGAGGAGCUAG
Cyclocybe aegerita is the source of this 1041-nucleotide messenger RNA. The record is from the annotation of a GenBank genome assembly. NCBI's taxonomy places the organism in Eukaryota, Fungi, Basidiomycota, Agaricomycetes, Agaricales, Hemipholiotaceae.